This is a messenger RNA of Debaryomyces fabryi, 1116 nucleotides long. Its product is annotated as phosphatidylinositol-3-phosphate-binding ubiquitin-protein ligase. The coding region runs from base 1 to 1116 and encodes 371 amino acids. The transcript has a single exon. The record is from RefSeq and is a predicted model, not a curated record. Lineage: Eukaryota; Fungi; Ascomycota; Pichiomycetes; Serinales; Debaryomycetaceae. Gene Ontology annotation, molecular function: metal ion binding.
AUGUCUAGAUCUGAUAACGGCCCUCUUUGGCAGGAAGAUACAGAGGUCUCAUCAUGCUUUUUAUGCGAUUUGAAUUAUACAAUUUUCCAUAGAAGGCAUCAUUGCCGCAAAUGUGGAAGGGUCGUCUGUGGGAAUUGUUCGGAACAAGCGAUCAAGUACUUUCCAAAUACAUUGAUCGCUAACCCUCAACAGGAGCCGGAAUGCCUGGUUCCUCUUGAAACAUACAGAACAUGCGAUGAGUGUGUUGCGGAAGUGAAAAUGAUUAGGAGGGCCCUAUAUGAAGCCCGUUCUAAUAUUGUUGAUCCGGAUACAAGAACAAACAAUGAAGCAGAAAAUGUACCUAAUAAUGAAGGGGAUGGGGGAAAUGAAGACCCUCUGAUAGAUAAUAACAGUACUACAAAGUAUAGUACAAGAACUAGUACUCGAUUAGUACGGUCAUCAACGCAUUCGUCGUGCGCCAAUUUGCCUCAUAGUGGAUGCAAUUACCGCAGGAGAUUACAAGAGGAUGGGGCAAGUGAUGACAAUUUAUGCCCUGUAUGUGCAAGUAACUUGUUGAAGGACUAUAUGACACACUUUCAGAAAGGGAAGGGGGAUAUUGAUUGUGAUGAGUUUGAAUCGUACAAAGAAUCUCAUAUUAAUGACUGUUUAAUUGCAUUUGAUUUCAAUGGUGACAGACCAAACUCCCCGGUUAAAAGUAAGAAGAGAUCCCAUAAACGUAACAAAAUGCUUGUUUAUAACAUGCCGCCAAUCCCUAGACCGAAGUAUGAAACAAUACCAAAUGCUGAAGGUAACUCAUAUGAUACACUCCGUCUUCACCUGAAUUCGAUUCAUUCUCCAAUAGAUUCGCAAAUUGAGGAUGAAGGUGACUUUCAAGCUCAGAAUCGCAAUGAGGUUGUUGGCUCCGUGACAUCAAACUUGACUAUUCAACCGGGCUCAGAAAAGCAGUUACUUGAUGACUCAGUGGAUAACGAGUGUGUUAUUUGUUUGGAAGAAUUAAAACCUGGUGAUAAGGUUGGUAGAUUGGAAUGUUUGUGUGUCUUUCAUUAUAAAUGCAUUAAAGAUUGGUUUAAUAAGAAAGGCUACGGUGAAUGUCCUGUUCAUUUCUUACAUCAAUGA